CCUUCUGCCACUUGAGUCUUUCUGUGUCUCUCACAGCCUCCAACUGGGGCCUCCGUCCAAAGGAUGUGGGAGUUGCGUUCCUUAGCCUUUUCUCGGGCUGUCUGUGCAGAAUUCUUGGCCACGCUCCUCUUUGUCUUCUUUGGCCUGGGGUCAGCCCUUGACUGGCCUCAUGCACAGCCCUCUGGCUUGCAGAUCUCCCUGGCCUUCGGCUUGGCCAUUGGCACCCUGGUGCAAACCUUGGGCCAUGUGAGUGGAGCCCAUAUUAACCCAGCUGUGACAGUAGCCUGUUUGGUGGGAUGCCAUGUCUCCUUCCUCCGGGCUACCUUCUAUGUGGCUGCCCAGAUCCUGGGGGCUGUGGCUGGGGCCGCCCUUCUCCAUGAGCUCACCCCAUCCGAUAUCCGGGGGAAUCUGGCCAUCAAUGCGCUCAAUAACAAUACAACUGCUGGCCAGGCUGUCACCGUGGAGCUCUUCUUGACCCUGCAGUUGGUUCUUUGUAUUUUUGCCUCCACUGAUGACCGUAGAGGGGACAACAUUGGAUCUCCAGCCCUCUCCAUUGGCUUCUCAGUGGCCCUGGGCCACCUUCUGGGGAUCCACUAUACUGGCUGCUCCAUGAAUCCAGCCCGUUCUCUGGGCCCUGCAGUCAUCGUGGGCAAGUUUGAUGACCACUGGGUCUUCUGGAUUGGGCCUCUGAUUGGUGCCAUCUUGGGCUCGCUCAUCUACAAUUACCUCCUAUUCCCUCAUGCUAAAAGCCUCUCAGAAAGGUUGGCCACUCUGAAGGGGAAGGAGCCUGAUGUAGACUGGGAGGAAAGGGAGGUGAGGCGGAGGCAAUCUGUGGAACUCCACUCCCCCCAAAGUCUGCCUCGAGGCAGCAAAGCCUGAUGUUCCUCUCCUCACCCACCCCCUCCACUCCCUAGACUCACCUCUGGGGCAAAAAGAAUGAACUCUGGAGGUGUAGCAGCUGAGGGAGCCUGGAGCUACCAACUGUGGGGGGCAGAGCUUAUGCCCUGGACUGGAGGGGGUCUCCCAUCCACACACUAUUGAGCCUCUCUUCUAUAUCCAGACAGGAGACAACCUACCUGCUCUUGCCUACAUUCUCAUCCUUCCCCCAGUAUGGGAUCAGCAACAGGUUCCUGUACAUUGGUUGUAGUGGGUGACCCUUCUAGGCUACCUACUAGGGAGAAGGGGAACAGCAGGUCCUGGAAGGUAUAAGAAGGAGGACUGGGGCAAGAAAAGACAUCAACAGACAGAAGUGGUGAGAGCUGCUGAGUUAGGAGUGAAGAAGGAGCUUGGAACAUUCCUUCACUUGACCCUUGAAGACAAAAGCAAUUCCCAGCUAUUUCUAUGACUCCCCCUGCUUUCCUUAAGAUGGCUUAGCACCCACAGAUCCAUCGCCUCUCCUCAGUUCUCUUAAGUGUUUAGAUCCCUUAACUAGAGCUAAGGGUGGUGGGGCACACAGAUGUUAAAAGGGAGAGGCAGAAAAACAUGUCUCCACGUGCUAAUGGGUUUGUGUAUCUGGGGUUUUCAUGUGUCAAUGUACGUGUUUGCAUGUGCAGAUUACUUCUAUUUGCAUUUGCAAAGGCACAUUGCUUUGAUAGUAUGUGUGUUUGCAUGUGUGGAUGUACCAUUCUGUAUGUAUAUAUUGUGUGUUUGUGUGUGUGCAAGCAUAAGCAUGUACAUGUGUGUGCAGGCAUAUUUCGGGUACAUGGGAAUAAGUACAAAUUCUUGCGUAUCUUCGAGGAUGAAAAGUCAGAGUCCCGGGUGUGAGUGGCUGCUUCUGGAAGCAUCUCUGAGUGGGCCUGAGCCAAGGAUCCCCUCCGUCUUUCCUUGACUCGUCCCACCUCCCCUGAUAUCUCCAGAUUCUUGCUCACCCCUCUGACCAUUCUCUCUGGGUUCACACUGAUCACCUGCAAUAAACCAGAUUCCCCAGCCUA
Messenger RNA from Gracilinanus agilis (Agile Gracile Mouse Opossum), 1931 nucleotides. It is a transcript of the gene AQP2, whose product is annotated as aquaporin 2. Gene Ontology annotation, molecular function: water channel activity. The record is from RefSeq and is a predicted model, not a curated record. Gene Ontology annotation, cellular component: apical plasma membrane; plasma membrane. Lineage: Eukaryota; Metazoa; Chordata; Mammalia; Didelphimorphia; Didelphidae. The transcript has 4 exons. The coding region runs from base 64 to 879 and encodes 271 amino acids. Gene Ontology annotation, biological process: transmembrane transport.